Molecule: messenger RNA, 2062 nt
Organism: Vigna angularis (adzuki bean)
Lineage: Eukaryota; Viridiplantae; Streptophyta; Magnoliopsida; Fabales; Fabaceae
Product: transcription termination factor MTEF18, mitochondrial
Exons: 1
Coding region: 79-1719 (546 amino acids)
Biological process (GO): chloroplast organization; regulation of DNA-templated transcription
Cellular component (GO): chloroplast
Molecular function (GO): double-stranded DNA binding
Source: RefSeq, a predicted model, not a curated record
UUAUUCCUUUCCAUUAUCAAACAAAGAUGAAUCGAAGAUAGAGAGAGAAACCAAACCCUGGCUGGGUUUGGAACAGACAUGUCUCUCCACCGCCAUGUUUGCAGAACCUCAAAGCUAUCAAAGAUCCCUAGGAAGUACAAGCAGUUCGCCAUAGCACAGGGGCAGAAGUCUGUUACUGAUUAUCUCCACGCCACGCGCUGCAUUCCUUACGCCUUCGCUGAUCAAAUCUCCAAGAACUCCAACAAUGCCCUCAUAAAUCUCAUCACCAAGCUCAGUGCUUUCUCCCCUCCCCACUAUCCCCACAACCUCAACAAGUUCCUCAGGUACAACCCCAUCAACGAAUUCGAGUUCUUCUUUGAGAGCAUUGGCAUACACCCUUCAAAGUUCCCCUCUUUGUUUCCCCAGAACAAGUUCUUCUUUUCAGAAGAUGAGACCCUUUUGGAUGCUGCUUAUGUUCUCAGCGAAUUUGGAUUUCCCUGGGACAAGCUUGGAGUGCUGUAUGAGGAGAGUGGGUGGGUGUUCAAGUGGGGUGCUUUUGAAUUGAAUGAUAGGCUUUAUGGAUUCAAAGGGUAUGGUUUUUGCAAUGUGCAGGUUGUGGGGAUAUGCUUGGCUUUCCCAUUUGUGUUUGAUGGCCAGAAGGGUGCUGAGGUUGAGGCUUUGUUUUGUGAUCUGAGGUUGCUGUUUGGGAAGUUUGGUUUGGCUGAGUGUGUUGAAGAGAAGGGGAAUGGUGUGGAUGAUUGGGUUGGGUUGUGUAGGAAGAUAAGGUUGUUUUAUGAUUUGAAUGGAGGAAAUAACAUAGGGGAGUUAAUUGGAGGGAGCAAUGGCGUUGGUGUAGGUGUUGUUGUUGAGCAUGGGGAAGAGGAGUUGGUUCAAGCAAUUGAGUAUUUUUGUAGGUUUGGUGCGAAGAAAGAGGACGUGGCACGAUUGAUUGUGAAUGGACCGGAAUUGUUGGAACUUGUUUUGAACAUGGGGAAGGUCAAUGUGUUGAAGCUGUUGAAACACUUUGGAAUGAGUUCCAAUGAUGUUGAUAUUGUUAAGAGGGACUAUGCUCAUGUGUUCGACACAGUCAAGCUGUGUAACCUGCCAAAUGUGAUGAGAGCUUUGGGUUUACAUGAGUGGUUCUUUGAGAAGAUUAAGGAUGGGAAUCAUAGUUUGUUGGUUAGUUUUGUCGCGAACAAUCGCGAAGUGGUCGGAGAUAAAGGUUAUCCAAGUUUUUUGAAGGCUAUUGAGGUGUCUAAAUCUCCAAUUCACAAUAUGAGUAAGUUGAACUUCUUGCAUGGCAUUGGCUUUGGAGAAAAUGCUUUGACCAUGUAUAUUUUCUCUUAUAUGCACGGAACAAGUGAUGAGUUACAAAAGAGAUUUGAUUGCCUUCUACAUCGUGGGAUUGAGUUUUCAAAGGUCUGUAAAAUGAUCACGGUUGAUCCCAAGAUUCUUCGCCAAAACCCUGAACGUUUGGAGCAAAAGAUUAAUUUCUUGUGUCAGGAAAUGGGACAGUCACUUGAGAUUUUGGUGACUUUUCCAUCAUUCUUGUGCUUUGACUUAGAGAAUCGCAUUAAGCCCAGGUAUAGGUUCCAUUUGUGGAUUAUGGAAAAGGGUCUGUCUUCCAAAAGAUAUUCUAUUGCAAGCAUGGUUGCAACAAGCAACAGGAAUUUUGUUUCCCGUGCUUUUAAAAUCCACCCUGCUGCUCCGAAACAUUGGUUUGAGCAAUUUAUUCCCUGAAAUUUGCCAAUAUGAUGACUAUGUUUUUUUUAACAAUUGUCUUUGAAACUCCAGCAAUUAUUUCAAAUGACGUUGUAAAGAUUCUUAAACUUUGUUACUUCCUGUGUUCUGGUUUGGAGUUGAAGACAGACCAUUCAAUGUUGUUGGAGAACUCGUGGCAGUGGUUUAUUUGCUUCGCAAUGGUAGUGAGAAAUCAAGAAUGACCUGCAAAUUUUUUAUCAUGGUUUUUUCAUUUCCAAUGACCUCAUCUCUGGUCUGAUUUGUGAGAUAAAUCACAAAUUCUGUGAACAGUUAUUUAUGCUUCUUCUAGGUUAUAUAUCAGAGGUAGGUUGACCAUUUGUAA